CGAUCGGCUCCAUUUUUCGCUGAUGCUGGCGCCGCCUGCCGCUGUCAAGUCGAACUUUGCCUGACUGCGAGCGUCAUCUCAUCCGCCGUCGCGGUCUUUCGGGACGUCAUUGCUGAGACGUCAGCGCAAAAGGGUCACCGCGUCACCGCGAGGCCACAGUCAUGAUCUCAUCGCUGAUGAAUCUCGGCUUGAGCUUCGCGCUGACAUUACUCUUGGCACCGCUUCUACUUGCCGCGUAUGUAGUGGCGUCGUGGAUGAGAAGAUGCUGGAUACGCUUCGUCAAGUGGAAGUAUCCGAAUUAUGUCGUCGUCGAGGAGAUCACCAUCCGCAGCAUCCUGGACCAGGGACGGAAUCACGGGAUGUGCACGCUCCUCGUGCAAGGACGCUCGAUCGUGGAGGGUGUGAGGGGUCACCUGGCGUGUCUCACUGCCACAAGACGGUUCCUGAAAUCGUCUUUGUUCACGCGAUGGGGCGUGUACGUCUGGAAGGAGUUCGACUACUUCUCCGUCGACAACCACUUGGUAGAUCCGCCGUGCUCCUUCCGCGGUCGUCCCAUCAACGAGAGCAACAUACAGGAUUACAUAAGCGACGUGACGUCCAAGUUCCUGCCGAGUCAAUUGCCGCCGUGGCAAGUGCACGUGGUGGAUUACUUCAUGCGCGGGGAGGAAUAUCAGAUAUGCCUCGUGCGUGCGCAUCACUUGCUUCUGCGGCAAGAGCACCUGACCCUGGCGGACUUCCUGCCGCUCAAGUACUCGACGGAUAAUUGGACGUGUCAAAAGAGCGACUCGCCCUUUGUGAACUUGUACGCCGAACCGUCCGCCUUGCCGCGCCUGCAACAGAUGCUCAUCGAGAGUUUCAGCAACUACUGGAACGACUUCCUUUACAAUAACGAUCCCAUCGAGCGACCAGAGAUUCUGAAGAAGGGCAUAGGCGUCUUCCAGUGCGCCAAGAUCGCGGUGAUAGUGCUGGUCUGCACGUUUAAGGAACUGGCCAGACAGUACCGAAGAUCCGAAGGCCUAAAACUUCUGGAACUCCUGUCGAUCGUCCGGCGCGAGUCAAGCAAGAGGAGUUUCAAUCUUCGGCUAAUAUUCGACUCCGUUCUAAGGUCCCUCAAUCCGAUCGAGAUCAUCUAUUUCUGCAUCUCUCUGUUCUGGUACAUCACGAUCACGUCGCUGCUGAAGACGCCGCUUCUGCUCAUUCGGGAAUUGCGAGCCUUGAAGUCGCGGCACAAGCAUUACUAUCCAGACACCCUGACGUACAUGCUGUCAUGCUACUUUCCCCUGACGUUUCAAGCUCUGCGAGAAGCAAUAUCCAUCAGCUGGAUCGUCCUGACGGCGCCCAAGGUCAUCAUUGAAGAGCUGUUCCUGAAACAUCCGCAGUCGAAUCAGCUGCAGACUAUCUCGCCGUGCGGCAGGAAGGUGGUAGCCUGGUCAGACGAGGUGGAUAUCGAGCUCGUCCGCAAGAUCUCAGGUGUGUCCGGCGCGACGGAAACGGAGGUCCUAUUGGCGGCUACUGUGGACGCCCUAAAGGAAUAUUUCAGAUACUCGAGCGUCAGCAUGCCAGACGACGUACUCACGACCGUGAAGUAUGUGAGUCAGCGGGCGGUGUUCCUCAGGAAUCACGAGGCCCACGGUAUCUUCUGUCUUGCGUUGCCCACCCGGACACCGCUGUUCCAUGACGAUCUCAUCGAGAUACUGCAGAUUAUUCAAAAGAACGUUCAGGAAGCUAGAGCCAGGCAAAGAGCGAUCUAUGCCAUCACGGCGGCGGAGACUUCCUGUGGUGUGAUCUCCUCCUGCAUACCGUCCAUCAUACUGAAAGUGCUUUUGAAUCAGUUAUCGAAGAGGUAUUCCCUGUGUUUGACGCACGUAGAUGGAGAUCUGCCCGUGGAAGGCGUGGACGCGGUGAUUUACUGGCGACCACCGCAAGGAAACUGCAACAUGUCUAUGACACUGCACAGGCGUGGGAACGAGGUACGCCUCGGUAUAAUGGGGGACGCGUUAAUCGGCCCGCAGCACUUCAUCAUCGCGAGGACCUUCCCGAAAAGUAUACGGAACCUCGCGAGCAUUCUAGGAGUGCCGGGCGCGCCGAGCCGAAGCCCGAGUCCGAAUCCAUUGAAUCCAACAACGUCGCCGGGAUACUAACACGAUAAUCCGUGCCUAUCGCAAGAACCAAUGGGGAACAAUCUCAGGCUUCUUCAUUUUCAAUUUUUCUCCCUUCGCUUUCCCGACAGUAACUGAUCAAUCUUGAGUCGAUGUGUGAUACUUGAUAGCUUUAUAUUUCUCUCAAAAGGGAUACAUAUAGUUGUAUGCUCGGCAAACGGGAUUGACGGCGUUAGGCCACUCCUUUUAAAUAACGAUUCUACGUUCUUAUACAUCCUUAUGUCACAUAAGAACUUACGUCACCUAGUUCUUUAGACAAGUACCUGAAUAAUAUUGAAGUUUGAAAUUAGACACACUCGCGUCGUAGAAUGGGACGCGUUUACAUCUUCAUACUAUCGUAUAACUGAUAUUUAACGCUACGGUCGUAUCACUAUACGACUGUAGUAACGAUUGAAUAAUUAAAUUAAACCGAACUAGAUAAUUCAACAAUUUCUGACUGACAUGUUCCUUGUAAAAUUGCACGUUUCAUCAAAAACGCUUACACACUUUUUUUCUAGUAAAUGUUAAUAUAUAUUAUUAACGUAACAUAUUUAAUUAACUACUUAUCUAAUCUUUGGAUUGAUAACGUCAACGCCAAUUCAAAGUGGAAACAUUUUUGACAAAGAAUUAUCACAAAUAAACAAUGUGCAUAAGAACAAUCAUUUAUAAUAUCUACGGCGGAGAUGUUACGUUGGAUCGCUUAAUACUUAAAAUAUUUCAUUGUAAGCUUCUGUUUAUACAUCGUUGACGUUGAUUCGCUAGUAAAACGUAUAGAUGUAUACAUUUUAAUCUCUCGUGGAAAUAAAUUUUUCCAACGCGAAAUUUCUCGUGAUAAAAUAUAUUUUUCAACUAUUUAAUCCUGCUUUAUAAUAAGGCCCUUUGUGCUAACAGGGAAUUCUAAUUUCAUUACUACUUUCGUUCAAUUCAAUUCAAUUAAAAUUAAAUCUGCCAUAUGCGAAUCUGUUGCAUAUGGCAGAUAUUCGCAAAAAGCGCACUUUAAGUAGAAAGAAAUUUCUAUGUAUAUAUCAAUGUUCUACGUUAACUUCUUUCCUCAUUUAAGCAGAGGACUAUCAGAGGCACAAACAACUUAAGUGCAAAGGAAAUAUUCUAAACAGUACGCUGAUGCGUAUAAGACACUUUUGCUUUUUUUUUAAAUACGACACUCGAAAAUUUUGUUACACGGCGGCUAUCGCAUUGCUCAUUUGACGUUAGUACGGAUGUGAGAUUCAUACGUUAGAUCAAAAUUUUCCUGAGUAGAUGAAUAACGGUUCUAUUCUAACUUCGACAUCAAUACUUGCGCGUGUUUAAUCCAUUAAAGACCAUUUAUGUAAUAAAGAUUUUUU
Messenger RNA from Ooceraea biroi (clonal raider ant), 3481 nucleotides. RefSeq lists its product as uncharacterized. The record is from RefSeq and is a predicted model, not a curated record. NCBI's taxonomy places the organism in Eukaryota, Metazoa, Arthropoda, Insecta, Hymenoptera, Formicidae.